Microtus oregoni (creeping vole) is the source of this 4387-nucleotide messenger RNA. It is a transcript of the gene Snx18, whose product is annotated as sorting nexin 18. Gene Ontology annotation, molecular function: protein binding; phosphatidylinositol binding. The transcript is spliced from 2 exons. The record is from RefSeq and is a predicted model, not a curated record. Gene Ontology annotation, biological process: protein transport; endosomal transport; plasma membrane tubulation. NCBI's taxonomy places the organism in Eukaryota, Metazoa, Chordata, Mammalia, Rodentia, Cricetidae. Gene Ontology annotation, cellular component: plasma membrane; cytoplasmic vesicle. Bases 166 to 2016 code for a protein of 616 amino acids.
AAGCUGCAGUGCUGGCUGCGAGCAGAGCGGAUCUGCACGGAGAGCGCGAGCGGAGCGGGGAGCGGACCGUGCACUGUCCUAGAGCUCCUCUCGGCACACAGGGGCGCGGGUACUGACCGCAGGGCCCUCGGGCCGGCCCGGGCUCGGGGCUCCGGGCUCGGGACCAUGGCGCUGCGCGCCCGGGCACUCUACGAUUUCAGGUCCGAGAACCCCGGGGAGAUUUCGCUGCGGGAGCACGAGGUGUUGAGCCUGUGCAGCGAGCAGGACAUCGAGGGCUGGCUCGAAGGGAUCAACAGCCGCGGCGAUCGCGGCCUCUUCCCAGCCUCGUACGUGCAGGUGAUCCGAGCACCCGAGCCCGGCCCUCCGGCCGACGGCGGCCCCGGAGUCCCGGCCCGCUACGCCAACGUGCCGCCCGGUGGCUUUGAACCUCUGCCCGCCGCGCCAUCCGCCGCCUUCCAGCCGCUGCUGCAGUCGCAGGCGCCGCCGGGGUCCUUCCAGCCGUCGAGCGCCGGCUUCCCGUACGGCGGGGGCGCCCUGCAGCCGUCGCCGCAGCAGCUGUACGGCGGCGGCUACCAGGCCAGCCAAGGCAGCGACGAUGACUGGGACGACGAGUGGGACGAUAGCUCCACGGUGGCCGACGAGCCGGGCGCGCUGGGCAGCGGCGCGUACCCCGAUCUCGACGGCUCGUCCUCGGCUGGCGGCGGCGCGGCUGGUCGCUACCGCCUGUCCACACGCUCCGACCUGUCGCUGGGCUCCCGCGGCGGCCCGGCGCCUCCGCAGCAUCAAGCGUCUGGAGCCAAGAGCUCGGCCACGGUGAGCCGCAACCUCAAUCGCUUCUCCACCUUCGUCAAGUCGGGCGGGGAGGCCUUCGUGCUGGGCGAGGCAUCGGGCUUCGUGAAGGAUGGGGACAAGCUGUGCGUGGUGCUGGGGCCCUACGGCCCCGAGUGGCAGGAGAACCCGUACCCUUUUCAGUGCACCAUCGACGACCCCACCAAGCAGACCAAGUUUAAGGGCAUGAAGAGCUACAUCUCUUACAAGCUGGUGCCCACUCACACCCAGGUGCCAGUGCACAGGCGCUAUAAGCACUUCGACUGGCUGUAUGCGCGCCUGGCCGAGAAGUUCCCGGUCAUCUCGGUGCCCCACCUGCCUGAGAAGCAGGCCACUGGGCGCUUUGAGGAGGACUUCAUCUCCAAGCGCAGGAAGGGCCUGAUCUGGUGGAUGAAUCACAUGGCCAGCCACCCGGUGCUGGCACAGUGCGACGUCUUCCAGCAUUUCCUGACCUGCCCCAGCAGCACGGACGAGAAGGCCUGGAAACAGGGUAAGCGAAAGGCUGAGAAGGAUGAGAUGGUGGGAGCCAACUUUUUCCUCACUCUGAGCACACCCCCUGCCGCCGCCCUGGACCUGCAGGAGGUGGAGAGCAAGAUCGAUGGCUUCAAGUGCUUCACCAAGAAGAUGGACGACAGCGCCUUGCAGCUCAACCACACUGCCAAUGAGUUUGCGCGCAAGCAGGUGACUGGCUUCAAGAAGGAGUAUCAGAAGGUGGGCCAGUCCUUCCGAGGCCUCAGCCAAGCCUUUGAGCUGGACCAGCAGGCCUUCUCGGUGGGUCUGAACCAGGCCAUCGCCUUCACCGGGGAUGCCUACGACGCCAUCGGCGAACUCUUCGCUGAGCAGCCCAGGCAGGACCUGGACCCUGUCAUGGACCUGUUAGCACUGUAUCAGGGGCACCUGGCCAACUUCCCAGACAUCAUCCAUGUUCAGAAAGGAGCUCUUACCAAAGUAAAGGAGAGUAGGCGACACGUGGAAGAAGGGAAGAUGGAGGUCCAGAAAGCUGACGGCAUUCAAGACCGCUGUAACACUAUUUCUUUCGCCACGUUGGCCGAGAUCCAUCACUUCCAUCAAAUUCGAGUGAGAGACUUUAAAUCACAGAUGCAGCAUUUUUUACAACAACAAAUAAUAUUUUUCCAAAAAGUGACCCAGAAGUUGGAAGAAGCUCUUCACAAAUACGACAGCGUCUAAUGGCUGGACAUGGGGCUGUGCACUUGUUUUCAGUCCAAGGAUAGUUCCUACAGCCGAGUAAAAACUGCUUUCAAAGAGCUAUUGCCAACUAUAGGUGGUGGUCCAAGGAUGGUUUUGUGUUCACCUGAAACCCGGCUGGAUAUCUAAUUAUGUAGGAAAGAAACAGUUAAUAUGGUUAUGUAGCAGAAACAGUACCACACUUUGUAACUAAAUUAUACUAUGUAUGCCUACACUACCAUUGUAACUUUUGGAUAAUGAUUAUACUAUUUGCCUUAUUGCUUUUUGAAGUAUGGGUAUAUUAGUGUAUACUUUGUAGACCUCAGAACCCAUGAAGAGUCUCAAAGAAGCUGGCUGGAUAAAAGCCUGCUUGUGGAUGCCUUUUUAUUCUCAUAGAUCGAGAUGACCUUCAUUCAACCUAUUCUCUGUUUACAAACUCCAACUAGAGCAGCUACGCGACUUUGUGCCUUUAGACUGGUUGUUUUCAUUUCUGUCCCACCCCUGUCCACGCCCCCACUUUUCUGAUGGGAAGAGUGAAAGGCGGGUGCAUUGGUGACAAACUGAUGAACCUCAUGUUUCUUGGGGCGGGUGGGAGAAUCAGUGGCCAUCAGUGCCCAGACAGUUAAGAUGCUGGCGGUUACAGAGGAGUGAGAUGCGAUGUUGUCUUUGAAUGGGGAAAAGGCCGUCGGAGGAUGGCCUCGUGACUCAAGGGUCCUGCAGACCGGGCGUAAGGACUUCAGCAAAUGCGCUUAGUGCGUGGAGGAGGAGGAGUCCAACCAGUGGGGGGACAGUAUAGAAAGAGCAAGUGAGAGACAGCAUACUCGCUCUUAGUUCUUGGGAGGCUUCCUUCUGUCUUCUUCUGUUCUUAGCUUGAAAUUUUCUUUCAAUGUUCAGCUUUUUGUUCUGUUUCUAAACGGAUCUACACUGUUAACUGAAUGAGACGCCACUGUGAUUCACUCGUUUACUUAAUCAGAAAAUUUCAGGGAUGUCUGUAAAUUUCAGUGUUCUACACAGUGAGAACUGUUGGUUGACUUAAGGAGGGACCAGAAACAAUUUCUACUAUUCCAGUACUGAAGAAAAAACAAUACUGAUUUAUACUGUGUUUUUAAAAACUGAAUAUUGAUAAAUCCCCCCCAGAACAUUUAACCUUAAAAAUUAUUUUGAGUAUAGUCUUUUAUUAUUAUAAGGGAACUACAAAUGACUUAUAAAUACCAAAAAAAGCAAAAACAACAACAAAAGGUUUCAAAAGCAGCUUCUUUUAAAAAGCACAAAUCUCCAUGUUCUUUGUGGUUGUUGAGUUAAGUGAUGUGGUUCUUGAGUUUGCAGAUGUCAAAGCUGUCACUGAAGGUUGAAGUGCCUGCAUCUGCUGUCCUGUGAACUACACUUCCGCCACCCCAGAAACCCUGGUACUGAAAUGGUGACAUGGGAGGCCAGAGGCCAGUUUCAAAGGGGGUGAGCCAGAGUUACAUGAAAGGGUCAGCUCGCAGAAAGGCCCAAAAGGAAAGGCUCCUGGGAUAGUUACUCAACAGCGCAUUUACGCUCCUCAAAGUAGUCAUAUGGGUUGGAUUUUUAAGAAGAGAUUAUGAUAAUUUUGAUCUCUGGUCAAAUUCUUAUACUUCAGAACUUAGAGCCAGACUUGGCAUCAUGUUGCGUUGUCUUUACUACAGACACGUGGGACUGUCGCCAGAAGCUGUGCUCCCUUAAAAAGCGACUUCCUAGUGUUGAUUGCAAAGUCCAGUUAGAUAAGGAAAGCCCAUAUAUAUUUAAAAAUUAAUUUUAUUGCAGAAAUUUGGAGGUUAUAAUGAUAGCGUUUAAUUUAAGUCUGCGUUGGUAUUGAACAAGCAAGCUCUGCUUUCCAGUUGUUUUGAAAGUCACAUUUAUUUGCCUUUUUGUUUUGACGGUGGUUUGAUUUUUUUUUUUUUUGAGUAAAAUUACUAAACUUGUGCAAUAAUAACAAGGAAAUUACCUGAGGUAUCUUGUAUGAUUGUGCUUUAGCCAGGGUGGACAUAACUUAAAUUAUAAAAACUAAAGAUUAAAAUACAAAGAAAUAUAACUUCAUGCUGCCGCCUUCUAAGAGAACCUUUGUCCUUCCUAACCACAUAGCUUAAUGCCACUGAUUCACGGGACUUUCAGUGAAUUCUGUGGGUUAAAGCAGCAGAGUUCCUAGCGUCCAUUAUGUCCAAGAUCCUUAUUCUCUUAACGUUCUUGGUCCUAUUGAAACAUUUCAGUAUCUAAAAAUACUGCGAUGUUUAUACCCAAGAGAAAAGCCAUUGUGUGUAUGCUGGUCACCAUGACCAGUGUGGUACCAUUUUUUUUUUUGUCGUUGUUUUGUUUUGUUGUUUUUGUUUUUUAAAUAAACUAUCAUGCCCUUCGA